CUCGGUGAAUUACUGUCUUUCAUUCGUCCUACGUAGUUCUAGUCCUUCUUGGGUCCAACGCCGAUCGUUAUCUUUAUAGAAUGCGUUCCACUGCCGCCGCUGCUCUUUCUGUCCUUGCCGGGGCUGCCUAUGUCUCCGCCCAGGCUACCGUCUCUACGCAGCCCGUUGCUUCUGUCACCGUGACCGCUUCUUCCCUUGCGACCUCGGCCACUGCUACGCUCACUCCCGUCACCAUCGAUGGUAACGCCUUCUUCCAGGGCAGCGACCGUUUCUACGUUCGUGGUGUCACCUACCAGCCCGGUGGUGAGGCUUCCGCUCAGACUGACGACCCUUUGGCCAACACCGAGGCUUGCAAGCGUGACAUUCCUUACUUUGAGCAAUUGGGUAUCAACACCAUCCGUGUUUACAACGUUGACAACUCUGCCGAUCACUCUACGUGUAUGAACAUGUUGCAGAAUGCUGGUAUCUACCUCUUCGUCGAUGUCAACACUCCCAGGAUCGCUCUUUCCCGCACUGACCCGGCGGGCUCUUACAACGCCAUCUACCUUCAGCACGUCUUUGCUACCGUCGAUGCGUUCAAGAACUACUCUAACGUUGUCGGUUUCUUCGCUGGUAACGAGGUCAUUAACGAUGCCAACAACACCGAGGCCGCUCCCUACGUCAAGGCUACCGUCCGUGACUUGAAGGACUACAUCAGCAAGCAGUCUGACCGUCAGAUCCCCGUAGGAUACUCUGCCGCUGAUGUCUCUGAGAACCGUAUCCAGCUUGCUGAGUACUUCAACUGCGGUGACGAUGCUACUGCCCGUGCUGAUUUCUACGCCUUCAACUCCUACUCCUGGUGCGGUGAGUCUUCUUACACCACCUCCGGAUACUCUCAGCGUGUCGAGGACUUCAGCAACUACUCUAUCCCCCUUUUCUUCUCCGAGUACGGAUGCAAUUUGGUUUCUCCCCGUCCCUUCACUGAGGUUGAGUCUAUCUACUCUGAAAACAUGACCCCCGUCUUCUCUGGUGGUUUGGUCUACGAGUGGACCCAGGAGUCCAACAACUACGGUUUGGUUGAGGUCAAUGGUACUAGCAUCACCCCUCUCCAGGACUACGAAAACUUGAUGGAGGAGUUCGCGAAGACCUCCAACCCCUCUGGUGACGGCGGUUACAAGACCGACGGUUCUGUCGCUACCUGCCCCAGCAAUCAGACUCACUUCGAGAUCACCUUCGCUGCUGAGGACCUGCCUGUCAUUCCUUCCGCUGCCCAGGCUUACAUCCACUCUGGUGCUGGCAAGGCUUUGGGUAACAAUGGACCUACCAACCAGGGUCAGGGUUCUACCGCCAUCCAGUCUCUCGCUUCCGCCGGUACCGCUACCGCUUCCGGAUCCUCCACCGCCACUGCCUCUGGUGCCCAGUCUUCCGGAACUUCUUCCUCUUCCUCUGGUACUUCCAACAACGGCAUGGGUUUGACCAAGGCUGUCUUUGCUUUGGCCGUCGCCAUGGCUGUUGGUAUGUGCGCCGUAUAG
This is a messenger RNA of Saitoella complicata NRRL Y-17804, 1511 nucleotides long. RefSeq lists its product as uncharacterized. Gene Ontology annotation, molecular function: 1,3-beta-glucanosyltransferase activity. The transcript has 2 exons. NCBI's taxonomy places the organism in Eukaryota, Fungi, Ascomycota, Saitoellomycetes, Saitoellales, Saitoellaceae. Gene Ontology annotation, biological process: fungal-type cell wall (1->3)-beta-D-glucan biosynthetic process. Bases 81 to 1511 code for a protein of 476 amino acids. Gene Ontology annotation, cellular component: fungal-type cell wall; cytoplasm. The record is from RefSeq and is a predicted model, not a curated record.